Messenger RNA from Procambarus clarkii (red swamp crayfish), 1438 nucleotides. The record is from RefSeq and is a predicted model, not a curated record. NCBI's taxonomy places the organism in Eukaryota, Metazoa, Arthropoda, Malacostraca, Decapoda, Cambaridae.
GUUGUAGGUCAUUUGGUGAGAUGGUGUGUUAAAUGGUUUCACCAUAAUGUGUGAGGAUUCGAUGAACAUUGUUUUUAUUUCACUGGUCGAAUCAAAUAGGGGCAAUCAUCAGUUUCAGAUGCUUCACCAACAACCGGGCUCAUCAUCAAUGGCAUUACAUAUUGCAAUCUGUGCUCCUUCCUACUUCAAUAAUGAAAAUGAUGAGGUCUUGCGAAAGUGGAAUCAACUUCAAGCUUUUUGGGGGUUUGGUAAAGGUUAUUAUUCGUCCAAUAUGUCACCUGUAGAGUUCACAUCUGAAAAUCCAUAUUGUCGUUUCAAAGUAGUUUGCUAUACAAAAAUUCCCAAUUAUCGUAAUGAAGAUGGUAUUGUGCAAAUUAUAAUUGGAAGGGGCCUUUCAGAAGUGGAGGCCUACAAACAGGAAGUUAUUUCAGCAUUGAGUCUAUUAUUCGGAGGUAAUGAAGUUGUUGUUAAUGAAAUGUUUGCUGCUGAAGUACCAAACAAAACGAACUUCAGAUUUUACAUUCAGCAAGUUUUUCCUAAUGGAGAGAUUCAACGUGCAUCUACCACUGACACCUUUAGUCAUAUGUUAAGAGCAUCAUACAAUCCAAUUUUUAAGAUAGCCAGACAGAGACAAAAAUGCCUACUUUUUCUGUUUCAGAAUUUGUUUAUUGAACAGAUUAUUCCAAUGUUGACUUUAACUGAACAACAAAUGAAGAAAUAUCUUGAUACACCGCAAAGAGGAAUUGAUCCAGCAUUGUGGGAACUGGGCAAGCAAAAAAAUCCUGACCCAAUGAAAUUGAUACCUGUUGUAAAUGUGGGAUUUCAGGAAUUACAGAAACAGUUCAAGUAUCAAGAAGAAUAUGGCAAUAAAAUUCAUAAUAGUAUGAAGAAUAUUAUGGAUGAUAUAAGACAAUUAAGUUGUAUGCAGACGACAAUUAAAGUUACCAUUCAGAAUUUUAAGUUGAAACAGACAAAUAUAAUGCGCCGAGUUCUAAAAUUGGUGUCAGCACAAGAGGUUGAAAGGAAAAAAAAUCUACCACUAGAAGAAAUAGAGGAUCAGAUUCGACUGCGAUUAGAAAACUUGUAUAUGCAGCUGCAGGACCUCAAGGGAUGUUUGAAUGAACUAAUGGCUCAGUCUAUAAAGCCUGGUAGUUUUCCGCGAGCCCAACAGUAUGGACUGGUUGUUGACAAAGUGCAGGAUAUAUCACAAUACCUAAAAUGGCAGCAGGAUGCACUUCAGGCUCUAGUUAACAUACUUAAGGAAGAUAUACAAGUGGUCGUUAACAUAAAGAAGAACAUCAGCUAAGUUUUGAGAGUUAAGGAAAUUGGCUAACCGUCAACCAACUUCCCCAAACCACAUUCAAACAUUGGUAAUUAACCCUAUCAUUGUUUAACACCUCCCUCCACCCUUUCAGGGAGGGUAUGAUGCUACACUGAA